This is a messenger RNA of Quercus lobata, 957 nucleotides long. RefSeq lists its product as uncharacterized. The transcript has a single exon. The record is from RefSeq and is a predicted model, not a curated record. Gene Ontology annotation, molecular function: RNA-DNA hybrid ribonuclease activity; nucleic acid binding. Bases 1 to 957 code for a protein of 318 amino acids. Lineage: Eukaryota; Viridiplantae; Streptophyta; Magnoliopsida; Fagales; Fagaceae.
AUGCCAAACAAACUUAAGCAUUUUGCAUGGAAGGCUUGCAAGAACAUCUUGGCCACCAAGGAAAAUUUAAAAAGGAGGAAUAUCACUAAGGAUGAUGUCUGUGAGGCCUGUGGGGAGCAACUGGAGUCUGCAUGCCAUAUUUUUUGGUUUUGGGACAAGGCCAAAGAAGCCUGGGAAUCAAGCAAGAUGGCCUUACCUUUUGAAAUUAAACCCUCAUGGGACUUUAUAGAUGUUGUAUGGCACAUCCAGAAAAGACAGGACCAAUGCCCAGGUUUGUUGGAGCGUAUAAUAGCCAUAUGCUGGGGGAUAUGGAAAAACGAAAACGAGGUGUUUCAUGGAGGCAAAGGCAGAGAUGGAAGGGCGGUCACAAGAAGUUCCAUUCUACUUCUGGAGGAAUUCCAAAUAGUGAAUGAGGGCCCACAAGUGACCAGAGUGAGCGCUCCUGAGGUGGUCAAAUGGUGUCCGCCAAGACCGGGUUGCUACAAAGUUAAUGUAGAUGGCGUUGUGUUCUCCAAAAGAAAGCAAGUAGGAAUUGGUGUGGUGAUCCGUGACAGUGGGGGUGUGGUGGUUGCUGCACUAAGCAAGAAAAUGGCAUUGCCGCUUGGUGCGUUGGAGACAGAAGCUAAGGCACUGGAGGAAGGAAUUCAGUUUGCGUGCGAUGUCGGAGUCAGAGACGUGAUAUUUGAGAGUGACUCUUUGAAUAUCUGCAACUCGGUCCAGGGGCUGAGUGAGCCACCAUCCUCGGUUCAGAAUAUCAUCGCUGGAAUUCUGCGACAAGUUCAGAGUUUCAGGACUUUUGAGUUCACGCACACUAGAAGGCAAGGAAAUGUCCCUGCCCAUAUAUUAGCUCAACAUGCUGCAUAUGUUGAGGACUUUAGUGCAUGGCUUGAGGAAUGUCCAAGCCAUAUUGUGCAUGAAUGUGCACUUGAUGUACGUACUUUAUUGACCUUUGAAUGA